GCCGCAGGCUGGAGCUCCGGGGACUGGGAGGGGUUUGGAGCAGCGGCUGCAAAGCAGGGCUCGCGCUGCGUGUUUUCACUGCCGCCGCCGCCGCAGCAGCUCCGCCGGAGAGAAGGUGGGACUCGCUCUCCUGCCUCCGUGGGUCGGGACUCCGCUCGCCAGUUGUUCUCUUUCCUGUAUCCCAUUGAAGACAAGAGCAGGAGAAGGAGGAAGACGUCCCUGUGGAGAACUAAGAGGUCUCAUUUGUGCUCCAACUUUUACUCACUCUGAGAGAGACCUGCUGAGCCGGGAAGAUGCGUGAGUACACGGAAAAGAAGGAGACGUGCGGCACUAUCUGCCUCAAAUACCUGCUCUUCAUCUUUAACUUCUUCUUCUGGUUGGCAGGUGGGGCGGUGAUGGCGGUAGGUAUCUGGACUCUGGCUGAGAAGAGCGACUACAUCAGUCUCCUGUCCUCCAACACGUAUAUGGCGACUGCCUACAUCCUGGUGGUGGCGGGGAUCGUCGUCAUGAUUACUGGCAUCCUCGGGUGCUGCGCCACUUUCAAAGAGCGGCGGAAUCUGCUGAGAGUGUACUUCAUAUUGCUGCUGUGUAUUUUCCUGCUUGAGAUCAUUGCUGGAAUCCUGGCCUAUAUCUACUACCAACAGCUGAGUAUGGAGCUGAAGCAAAACCUGAAGGAGACCAUGACCCAGAAGUAUCGGAAGGAGGGCGAGGAGGGCGUGACCAGCGCAGUGGACAAAUUGCAGCAGGAGUUCAAGUGCUGCGGCAGCAAUAAUGCUUCAGACUGGAGUGAGAGCAUCUGGAUCAAAUCCGCGGAGGCCGGAGGCCGGAAAUUCCCAGACAGCUGUUGUAAGACGAUAACAGAGGGGUGUGGCCGGAGAGACCAUCCUUCCAACAUCUACAAGGAGGGUGGCUGCAUCACUAAAUUGGAAAACUUCAUCCAGGAACACCUGAAAAUUAUUGGAGCGGUGGGGAUUGGCAUUGCUUGUGUUCAGAUCUUUGGAAUGAUCUUCACCUGCUGCUUGUACAAGAGUUUAAAGUCAGAACCAUACUAGGAGCACCAGGAAAUCCAUCAGCUCCCCCUCUACCACUACCCUCAAUGUCUGUCCACCCCACCAGCUUCUAUCCAACAGCAAAGAAACAUCAGUAUCUCGAGGACUUGCCUUCCUUAUGAGGUGACUCUUGGAUCAUCCAGCACCUACCCUGCCUCUGCCAGAGAAGGCCACCCUCCUUGAGGUGGCACAGGACGGCCAGGAGUUCAGGGGGUUCCCUGUGUGUUCUAGAGCAAUUGAACUGCAGAUUUCACUCUGCUAGAAGCUUUAACAAACCAGGCCCAUGUUGCAACCUCAGAGAGAAAUCAUCCAAGUCCAUUGGGGCCCAGCUGUUGAGGAAUUGGGAUUCCACACAAGAACAAUGGUUUGCUCUGGCUGAUAGAUCACUCAGCAGCCUGUGCACCAACCAUGAGGACGGAUGAUGUCUCUGUGCUGGGUGGGAGCCCACAUCAAUUCUCACAUCCAGAAAGUUCCCCUUGGGCCAUGCCCAUGGCCUAACAGAGCUAUAUUCCAUCUCUACCUGCUUUUGUCAGUUGCUGCCAUCACCUCUCUCCAUCUCCCCAGCAGGAGGGUGACCUGCCAGAACUCUGAUCUUGCCUGAGGUGUGGCCGGCUGGGAUUACCUUGCCCCUUCUUCCUCAGAGCCUCCAUCCCACGUAGAGCCCAUUGGGGGAACAGGGGAUCUUUGCCUUCAGUGACUGGAGAGAGUGUGUUCAAUCAUUUUCUGAUUCUCUGCGAUUUAUAUUUUAUAUAGUGGCUUCCAGUGUAAAUAGGAAAAAUUAACUUGUCUCCUCUUGUGCUCCCUAUCUGACAGGCCCUACAGUGGGCCAUGAGGGGAAUGUGUUGUACCUUGCUGCAUAUGGGUAUUUAAAUCCUUUACCCUUUCAGUUGCCGGAAUGGCCUACUGAAACACCACUCCCCAGAGAAACCCUCUUAUGUGACGAGAUACUCCCCAGCUGUAUGGAUUAAUUCCUGCCCAAGAGAGACAGGUGUGGAUGCUGCAAAGGAAAUGCACUAAGGGUUUUGUACAGGCCUCCCUGGAUCUCAUUAAUCAGUUAUACUCUAAUUAAAUCUAUAACCCUGCUUUCUCAUUCCUCUCACCCAAUAGCCUGCAGGAUCAGCUUCAUCUGACUGCAAAACAGACUUGGUAAAUUGGUAGUACCAGGGGAUGCUAGUUAACUGUCUGGUUAGUGUAAAUGUAUCAUGGCUUCACUAGAAUCCAUGGCACUUUUCAGGGGAAAAGACGUCUGUUGCCAACAUAGUCUUUCCCUAUGGCUAUGAACCAUGAUGCCAACUGGGUCCUAGCUUGAAUUACUGGCAGCUGCUGUGCUGCCCAGGGAUAUUACUUUGAAUCGCCGGUGUUCCAUCGGUGCUUCCAAAGGAUAGACCCGGCACUCGGGCACCUGGCAGGCUUUGCCCACACAAGUCAGUGCAGCUGUGAAAUUUACAUAGCGCCUUUAGAAACGCAUGGGUGAAAAUUGGGUCCUCGAAUGCCCUAACUGGUAAUUAGCUCUGAAGUGAAACUAAAUCAGGAUUGAAUGCCUUUCUAAAAAAAAAUGCGCUCAAGCUCAACCAUCAGAGAUAAGUUUGAUGCAGGAGUGUUUCCCAUCAUAAGCACGGUCCGUAACCCCCUUCCAUCCCAGGAAUUCACUAUAUGAACCUAGCACAGCAUCCUAUGCAUGGUGACCCCUACUCCAAAGGAUUUACUACACCACCCAGCACAGCAACAGAUUCACUGCAUUCCCUGGAGUUGGAUCCUAGAUGCUCUGAAUAAGUUUUACUUCAUAAAGAUCUCUGUGGUCCUGGUGCUAGAGGGGAGAAAUCACAAGCUACUAAGGCAUGUAAUUUAUCCCUGAUGAUCAGCAACUGCAAAUCCCAUCCCCCAAACUGGUUAUUCCCCUCUCAGUCCCUUCAGAAGUUGGCCAGGAACAGCAGAUCCAGGGUGAAGUGGAAAAAGAGUGAAGUGAAAGCACAUGUUGGGUUCUGCAGAAAAGUGAAUAACAGGGCUGUGUGGAUUGGCCUUGGAAGUCCCAGCCUAAGAGUGUCCGUGGAUCCUUGGAGAGACUUCCUCUGUCAGUAAGAGUGAACAGAGGUGGAGUGUGGGUUGGGAAAGUGCAUUCACUGCAGGAGACAGUGUAAACUGAGUGUCUUAUUCCCUUCCUUGGCCUUUUGUUAUGGAGUUUGUUGUGACUCUGGGCACAUUCUGAGCCCGGCAGCCAGACAGUUAACAGUUGUGGAAUCUCCCACAGGGCCUGCUUUGCUCCAUGUACAAGAAGCCUCCCGGUAAGAGGUUUAAAAGGCGUGGGGAAAAAAAUAUCAGGGCAGGUGAAACUGGGAAUCCCCAAUGCAGUAGCAACACGAAAUAAUUCUAGAUGCUAACAAAGAGCAUGGGGGAGGGGUAUUUUUGCCCCUGGGGUGGUGGAAGGGGGGAAGAGAACCUAAAUUAUUACAAACACUCUAAAGGAUAAAACUCUAAAUUAAUUGCUCGUUUAACAUUUCAGUUCCUGAGAAGUUGACUGUUAACAAAAAGGAAAAUACUGAGCACGUUGCUUGAAGCAGUAGUUCUAGUUACUUAAGUGUGUAUUGCUAGUUGUCUAUACCCACUCCCUGGAAGGCAUACUGUCCAGAGGGAGGGAGUGACCAGGUUUUUGUCUGCUGAGCUGUUUUAUAUUCCCCCAUGUAAUAUUCAUGGGUUUGUGUUUUUUUUAUAACUCAGUUUAAGUUGCUAGUCAAUAAACAAUAAAGCUAAAGCCUCUCUACUU
Molecule: messenger RNA, 3810 nt
Organism: Gopherus evgoodei (Goodes thornscrub tortoise)
Lineage: Eukaryota; Metazoa; Chordata; Testudines; Testudinidae
Gene: CD151
Product: CD151 molecule (Raph blood group)
Exons: 9
Coding region: 294-1052 (252 amino acids)
Cellular component (GO): membrane
Source: RefSeq, a predicted model, not a curated record